Chaetomium strumarium is the source of this 1209-nucleotide messenger RNA. RefSeq lists its product as uncharacterized. The coding region runs from base 108 to 971 and encodes 287 amino acids. The record is from RefSeq and is a predicted model, not a curated record. The transcript has a single exon. Lineage: Eukaryota; Fungi; Ascomycota; Sordariomycetes; Sordariales; Chaetomiaceae.
CGCUUUCGACUCCGCGACAGGCCACACUCCGGCUCGUAGUGUCUCGAGACAUCCCGUAUUCAGCUAUAAUAAGACCGCAGCUUCCCUAGAUCCUUCCGCCUGCCAACAUGUCGUCGGACGACGGGAACUCAACCACCAACACAGUCGAUAUGGCGCGCCAGCGACGCGGGUCCAUCACCUCAAGCGCCUUCACCAGCCUCUUCCGGCAGAAUUCCAUCGCGCAACCCCCCGUGACCGCCUUCGCAACCCCUCUAGCCACGACUGCCAUAAACGACCAGCGCCGGAGGCUGUCCGUCACGACCCUGGGUCUCUCGGGCACCUCUCCGACCACAGCUUCUGCUUUCCUGCGCCGCGCCAGUCUUUCUACAAGCGGCGAUUCGUUUGAUGAAAAUGCAGUCGAGGACGAAGAUCCCCGCACCGCCCCCAUCACACCCUCCUUCACCCGGCGGACGAGCUUCGGCGGGCCCCAGGCCGUGCGAGGCGUGCGAGGGCCGACCAGUCCGGGUACCAACGGUAGGCCUCCCCAGCCGAACCGCCCGCGCGCCAGCACCGUCCGCAGUAGUCCGCCCACGCCUCCGAUCCCUUCGGCCGGCGUCGGCAACUACACGUGGAGCAAGAUCUCUUCUCAGGCAAGCACUGCAAACCAGUCCAGAACAGGUUCUGACUUGUGCUCCCCUCCUGUCCGAUCAGAGCAAGGCUUCAACUGGUCGGACCAGCUUAGGACUCGUGCCGAGAGCACCGUCGCCGCCGGCCCGCGGCCGUCGUUCUCCCUGGCCUCCGGAGGGCUCGGCGUCUCCCCUCCGCGCGCCAGCGCAGCCCCGGCCCCGGCCCCUGCCCCCGUCAGCCCUCACCACCAUCGGGCCAAGUCCGUCUCCGACAUGCCUGCCCCUCCCGCCCAGCCUCCCAGGCCUCGGCAGAAGCCUGACCCCUUUCAGGAGAGGAUCCUGAAGGGCGAUUUCUACAUGGACUAAGCCCGCCGGCAGGAGUCAGUUUCCAUGUCAUCCAUGCGUCUCUCAUAUCUUCUCGACAUCCCGAUUCGGGAUAAGGGUCGUGCUUUCUACACCAUACAAUCACCCUACUGGCUUUUUUUUCUUCGGCGUUCUCGUUUUAGGCACUGGGACAAGGCGCAAAUGGUUUUACUUCCUUCAGUUGCGGCAUGUUUCCCUGUGUCUGGAAUUUGGGGCUCUGUACAUAACAAGGAGCUGGUAU